Molecule: messenger RNA, 1578 nt
Organism: Symbiodinium sp. CCMP2456
Lineage: Eukaryota; Dinophyceae; Suessiales; Symbiodiniaceae
Source: the annotation of a GenBank genome assembly
AUGACUCCCAUGGACGACAUGGAUGACGCAUGCUUGCCGAGCUCAUUGGCGAAACUCUUAUGGAUGAACCUGGACAGGCGGACCGAUCGCGCCGAGGCCCAGCAACGGUCGCUAGAGGCUGCUGGCAUCGAGGAUUUCGCUGAGCGCGUCCCCGCCGUGGAUGGCAGCACGUUGGAUUGGCGCUCCGUUCCCGAGGAUAUCUUGACACGUGCUGGUCGAGUUCAGGCGAUGAACCCGCCGGACUUCGUCCUGGGAAGAGUUCUGACCCCUGGAGCGGUGGGCCUUUGGUUGACAUGGUAUGAGGUCUUGUGCCGCAUCAUCCACGAAGCUGCGGGCCACGAGUGCUACCUGGUUGUCGAAGAUGAUGCGGAGUAUGCGGAGGGCUUCGGGCCGAACAUCUUCAGGCUUCUAGAUGGUCUUGAUCGCUACGAUCCUGACUGGCAUGCUUGUGCCGUCGGCUUCAUCCGGUCGAAGUCGCGGAUGCACAGCCUCGAAUGGGGGCCCCAGAUUCCGAAGGAGGCGCUUGAGCUGGAUGAGAUCCUCGCCAUACCAAGCAAGCUGUGUGGUGCGACGGCCAUACUGGUGCACGGCGCAGAGGGCGCUAAAGAAAUGUUGAAGCAGCUUUUCCCUAUCGGUGCAGACCACCAGUUUGAUCUCAAGAUCACGCUGACCCUCCACGACCCACAGUCGACGCUGCGCUUCUUCAUAGCUGCCUCGCCCCUGGCAUCGGCACCGCUGAGCGAAGCUGGGGAUACAGACAUUCAGAGGAUUCCGCCGGGACGUCGGCAGCAGCUGAAGCAAGAAGCACUUGCCCGGCACAGGCAGGGGGACGAUGUGAAAGCUGUUCAACCGAACGGCUAUCAAGAUCACCCUCCGGCCGUGGUUGCGAAGCCGAGGGCUGCAGCAGAGAAGGCACCUGUCGCCCCGGCAGCGACUGUCGCAGCUUCGCCAGCACCGACACCGGUGCUUAAAGGCCGACCUUGCACAUGCAGCCCAUCUGAGCACUACAGCACCUGCUGCUGCAGGCUUGCAAAGUUUCAACGUCCGCGCUUCCGGAUCUUUCCGCAGACUGCGCUGAAGUCGGAGUCGGAACUCGAGGAUCAGGCCGAUCAGGCCGAGGAGGAGGGUGAGGCGGAAGAGAACGGCCUUAGGCUUCACGCACCGCUUCCACCCGAGCCCCUGCCCCCGCUGAGCCCGGAGGAGGAGGAGCUGAACGCGAUGAGACUCUUGGAUAAGGGAUCCACUUGCAUCGCCAGGGGGUGCCACAUCUCCGCCGUGCCCACGGCGAGCUCGCUGGUGCGCUCCAGCGUCGCAGGCGAUCCCACUGCUGCACAUGCGGAGAUGGAGCUUCAGUGUCAGGAAUGGGCGGACAGCCGACAAGGACUGGUGUUUGUUGUACUCGACACAAGCACAAGCGCUACCACUGCCGAUGCCCUGCUUCCCCCUCCGAAAAUGCGCAUCGUGCUUCUCCCGCCCGCCGGCGGUCUCAUGGUAGUCCCAGCGGAUCCGAUGGCUGUGGCGAACGAGACGGAUUUGGAGGUUGCUCGCGAGGAGGCACAAGCCGGUCGUGAAGCCUAA